AUGUUUGAAAAACAAUAAAUUUAAUCAUAAAAUUAACUUUAAAUAUAAACCUUGACAAAAUCAAUAAAAUCAUAAAUAUCUCGAAGUAUUAUAUAAUCAGAUUAAGAAAUUGCUUUUAAAAAAACAAAAGAAAUUUAAAAUGUAUUACCAAUAAAAUAUGGAGAUACAAUAUCCAUAAGUCCGGCUACUUUAGAAAAUAAAUUUAUGAUGUCAGAUGGAUUUAUUUAGACAAAAAUUUAAAUUAAAAAUUUAAAUUUCGAUGGAAACGGAGCUUAAACUGAAAGAUGCUUGUUUAGGAUUUAUCCAUAAUUCAAUUUUAGUUAUCUUAAUAAUUUAAAUAAUAAAUAGUAAAUAUCUUUUAAAAAAGAUAAAUAAAUUUCAAAUUAAUGUUUAAAUUUGGAAAGAGAAGUUAUUAUAGAAUAUAAAUAAAACCUAGAUCUGUAUGAAAAAAUUAAAGGAACUGAAGUUUAAUUCAAUACAAGUAUUUAAUUAAUGCAUGUUGCUUCAAAUAAAUUCCUUUGUUGCAAUUACUAAGAGUAAUCUAAUAUUGAAAAGGAAAAUUUUUGUUUAGAUUUAUAGUAGUUUUCUAAUUUAAAUACUCUUUUUCAGUUUAAAUAAUGUUAUGAACAUUAAAAAAGAGCUGAUAAUAUAAUUUAUUAUAGAGAUAUUUUUUAUUUAAUUUGUUAGAAUAAAUAUUUAUAAAGAAUUCCUUUCGUACAUUACUCUGAAGAACGUAAAUAAAAUAACGAAACAUAAUUGAUAAAAGCUGAUGAUUAGAUUAUAAUGAAAAUAUAAUUGGAUCAUAUAAAAGAAAAGAAAAUAUAAGUGAAUACAAAAGGUUAAUAUUUAGCUGUUCCUCAAGAAUCUUAAAUUCAUAUAUAAAAUUAAAAUAGAGAAAAUAACGAUUAAAUGUAAACUUAAAAUAUAUCUUAUAAAUAAUUAAUUAGCCGAAAAUCCGAAAACAUUGAGAAGUUCAAAAAUUCUCAAAAACGCAUUAGCUAUGAGGAUAAAAACUAAUAAAUUUAAGAAGCUAAUGUCUCUUUGGAAGCAAAAACUUAAUGGAAGGCUAUAAAAUACAGCGAUAAUAUCUAAAACGAAGAUUUACUUUAAUUUGGAGAUAAAAUUUGGCUAAAUUAUAUUGAAAAAGGACAAAAUUUGGUAACUAAAAGGACUCAAAAAGGUCAAAUUAUACUUCAAAUGGAGAAUUUCGAAUAAUCAGAUCAACAAAGUAUAAAUUAUUCCAAAAAAUAUGAAGGAAAUACUAAUGGAAUGUGGGUGAUUGAAAAUAAAGUUUGGCAUAAAGGAGGCCCUGUAUAAUGGGGUUAGUAUUUUUAUUUAAGAAAUUUCAGUACAGGAUUAUAUUUAUCAGUUUUAUUUGAGAAAUCUUAAAAUUUUUUUUAAUAUAUUCUUAAAACCAAUUCAUUUCCUGAUGAAAGUUCGCUUUUUUCCUUUUUGUAAGUGGAUUUUACUGGGUAGCCAUUUGUAACAAAAUAUUCACUUUUAUUUAUAAAAAAUAGAUUAUUCGAUGGAAUAAUUUAAAUAGGAAAAGAGGAUAGUACUUAGCUUAAAGUUACUGAUUUUUAGGCUGAUUAAGAUAAUGAAUAAAUAUUUUUCUAAGGAAACUUAUAAAUAAAUAUUUACAAAGGAAAAAAUCUCAAUGAAAAUGCGUUCAAAAUUUAUAAAGCAACAAUAUAAGAAGUAGAAGAGGCUAACUUUUUGAAUAGCUGUUUACCUAUUCUUAAUUAAUGCAUUAAAAUUUUAAAAAGCAUAAACGGAGAUAAAGUGAAAGCCUAAAAAGCAAUAAAACACAAAAAUUUAAUCGAAAAUAUUAAUAUGGCAAAACAAUGUAUUAUUGACAUAAGCAAAUUUUGCCAGAAUAAGCUUAUUGUUGGGCUUGAUAAUUACUCUUCAAGUGGAAGUCAUAUUAAUACUUAUAGGCAGAAAGUACUAGCAGAGUAGUAUUUUAUUGAUUUAGUAGUUGAUUUAGUAGUUUAACUGAUGAACGAUUAGGAAUUGCAGGAAUAUGUAAAUUUUUUGAAGAUUGAGAGAACGAAUAAAUUUAUUUAAAAAUUGAAAAAUUAUAUGAAAUUAUAAAAAAUUAAUAUUGAAAAAUUUGAUAAUUAGUUGCAGUUAAAAAAUAAGUGUUUAUAUAAAAAUUCAUAAGAAAACUAAUAGCUUUUUUAGUUUAUGAAAGUUAAAGUUGAAGUUAUUAAACUUUCUUAUAAUUUAUUGACUUUUAUAUGCUAGAAUAAUGUUGAAAAUUAAAAAAAUGUUUUUUAUUAAAAAAUAACUCAUUUUAAAUUCUAAGCUAGAUAUCUGAAAGAAUCUAUUCAUUGUAUUGUUGAUAUAAUUAGCAAUAAUGAAAUUAUUUUGAGUAAUUUAACAGAUAAUAUUAAUAUUUUGAAUAAAAAUAGAAAGUCUUUAUCGAAAAAUUUCCCUUUAAAAAAAUAGUUUUCUAAAGAAAUUUAGAUAUAAUAUAAUAAUAAAGAUAAUGUUGUUGUAUAUUUAUUGAACUUAUUUUAAUAUUAGAAAAAAUUUAUUCAUUUAUUGAAAUUCUUUAGGUAGAUUUGUAAGUUCGAUAAUAAAGGGAUUUCUAUAAAUUAGGAACUUAUAUAUAAAUUUUUAUAAAGUUAGGAAAAUUUGGAAAAUAAAAUGUUUUUAUUAAUCAAAAUAAAUUCUUAAAAUUAACUAGAAGUAUAAAUUGAUAAAAAUUUAUAUAUAAUAAACGAAGAAAUAUGUGGUAAAAAUAUUAAAAUCAAUAGCGAAAUAUAAUAUUUGAUAGAACAGAUAAACUUCUAUGCAGAUUUGUCUUUAUCCCGUAAUUAUUUAUGGAAUAAAUAUUUGGAAAAAAAAUUCCCUAUUUAAUUUAUUCUAUAGACUAUAUUUAAUGAAAAUCUUCACUCUGAUUUCAGAUCCGCAUUUUGUAACUUAUUGCUUACAGUAUAUAUAGACCGUGAGCCUUUAAAUAUAUUAAUAGUACCUUAAAUGUGUAGAACUUUUAACUAAAAAGCAAAUAUAUUAUCUCCAAAUAGUCAUAAAGAAUAUGCUGAUAUAUACAAUAAUUUUUCUUUCGUUUAACAUCGCUUAUAUUUUGAACAAUUAAUUAGUUAUUCUGAUGAAUAUAUAAAAAAAUAAAAAAUAAUUAUUAACAAUGACAAAUGUGAUAAACUUACUUUUAAUAUUGUAAAAAUACUAAGCACAUUGCUAAGGUUUAAUGUUUUAUAAUUAUUGGAUAAGAAAUCUUUAUAUCCUAUUAUUUUUUCUUCUCUUAUAGGCUUAUUAGAGACAGAUUAAUAAAAUAACGAUAUUAUAAAUCAUGUCUAAAAAAUAAGAAAUAUAAAAUACACUAAAUAACUUUUUUAAUAAAAUCAGAAUAAAAUAAUUGCAGGAAUUUGCUGUGUAACUAAAAAAGUUAAGCAAUUAACGGCUGAGAUGUUAGAUGUUACAUAAAAUUUAACUUAAAAAACACUCAAAAUUAUGGGAAAUUUAAUUGGUAUAACUUAUCGGAAGAAGAAAAUUCUGAAUGAGGAACUUUCUUAAUAUGAUGAAUAAGUUUUGAGUUAAAAUCCAUUGUUAGGAGGUCUUUUGUAGCUUUUGUAAAUUAUAAAAGAAGGAGAAAAUCAUGAAUUAAAAUAGGCUAAUGUCCAAGUAGAAAUAAAAUAAGAGAUUUGCAAUUUGGUUCUCUUCUUCCAUGAUAUGAGAAUCGAUUAUUUAUUAACUAAUUUUAUAGAAUGGUUUGGAUAAAUAUCCAAUUUAACUGCUUAGUAAAUGGAAAAAGAACUGAAAGGAAAUUCUAUUUAAAGUACUAUUCCAAAUAUUUCAAAAACAGGAAUCGAUGAAAUCGAUAUCUAAUAUAAACCUAAGUAAUUACCGCCAUGGUUUUUGAGGCCUUUUGUACAUAUAUCACCUAAAAAUAAAAAAAAGCAAUUUGUAGAUUAUACUGAUUUUAGUAUCAAUUAAUUUGAUGAUUUAGAUACUUUAAUUACUGGUGUAUAAAUACUUCCUAGUUUACUUAUAACAUUUUAUUUGGCAAGUGAUAGUAAAUUAGAAGAUAAAAUAUUAGAAAUAAUAAUAAGAUAAUUUUCUUAAUGUGAAAUGAUUUUUACUAAACUUCAAGAAAUAGAAAUCUUAUUUUCGGACAAAGAUAUAUUUCUCUACUAAUUAUUAAAAAAUCGUAUCCAAUAGCUCUAAGUAAUGGCUGAAAAAUCAGAAGUUUGGUUCAUGUAAUUUCAAGAAAACAUAAAAUAAACUUAUUAGGGCGAAAUAGUAAAAAAUACAGAGAAUAAUUUAGAAAUUAAUAAAAUUAUUUAAAUUCUGGAUGAAAUAAAUUCUCUUUUUUUUUCAGGAUCUGAAGUAAACGGGGAAAACAAUAAAAUACAAACUUCUUAAUUUUAUGAAUACAUAUAAAAAAAUAUAAAAAAUACGAGCUAUUAUUAAUAAUAGUAAAUAAUGUAAUUUAUUCCUGAAUAAAUAAAUAAGAAUAGAUAAAAAAUAUUUAGGUAUUUAGAAGGACAUAUUCCUAUAAUAAAUUUAAUAAAAGAUGUUCAAAAUUAAAUUUGUUAAUAUUUAAGAGAUUAAAAUUUAUAAAAAGAUUUAAUUUUAUCUUUAUUAGAAAAGCUUUAUUCAAUUCUAAAACAUUUUUGUAUAAAUAAUUCAGAAAACUAGCAAAUUUUGGUCAAAUAUAUCCCUUUUUUUAUUGAUGAAAUAUCCUUUGAUUUUGGCCAGUUUGAACUUAUAAAGGCAAUUUAUGAAAAUAAUAAAUUUCUAUGUGAAAAUUUUUUUAAUGGAACUUUUUUUAAUUAGAUUUUAGUUAUUAUUAAAUAAUAUGGAAGAUAAGCUAGAUUUAUUGAAAUUCUCGGAAUUAUUCAAAAAUACACCAUUAAUAAAUAAACAAUUUCUCUAAUUGAAAAUUAGAUAAAUGUAUAUAAUUUACUAAUCCCUUUAAACUAAAAACAUGACAAGAAAAAUUUAGAAAAUGUACUAUUUGGAUAAUUAGAUUCUAAAAAUUAACUCAGAUUUGAUUUUUCUUUACUAGAAGAAGAUGAGGAUGAUGACUAAAAUACAGUAUUUAAUUAACAAAGUAACACUUCUUAUGAAAAAUAUUAUAUUGAUUAACCUUUCCUUUACCAUUCUGUUUUAUUGAAUAUUUUUUCUUAAUGUGUAAAUGGGGAUGAGGCAUUCAAUAUUAAUUAAUAUAAACUUGUUAAUAUUUUCAGCUUAUAAUAUUUGAUAAGAAUUUUAGUUGAAAAAGACUCUUUUUUACUAAACUAAAGUUUUUUGGGAGAUACUGAGAGUUAUUUUGGAUUUUUUAACAGAGCAAAGGAAAUUAAGGUGAGAAGUAAAUAAUAAGGAUUUAAUUAUUUAAAACCUAAAAUUUUAAGUUUAAUUUUGAAUGUCUUUUUAAACAAAAAUAAUCCUCUUUUAAGUUUGAUUAUGUAAGAACAUAAUUAAAUUAUUGAAUUUAUUGAAAUUGAGAUCAAUAGAUUUAUUACAAUUCCAAACGCUUAACUAUAUUCAGUAAAUGAUUAAUAUCUGGAAUAUUUUAUUGAAAGUUUUGUAUAUUUUUUAAUUUAGUUUAUUAAUAAAGUUAUAAAAAACGGAGGUAAUUAGAAUGAGGAAUUACUCUAAAAGCAAUAUUUUUAAUAUUUAAGUUAAUUGGGGUCUUAUUUAGUGGAUUAAUAAAAUUUGUUGUGUUAAAAAAUAACAAAAUUUCAAUAAAAUAUAAUUUUUGAGUUUCUUUUAUGUUUAAAUAUUGAUAGUAAUACUUUUACUAAUAAUAAAGUUAAUAAUAUGUACGAAAUUUUAAUAAAAGAAGGCAAAAAAAAACUUUCGUUUGAAAAUUAAUAAAAUAUAUAUGAAGAAAUAGGAGAGGAAAUAUUAAAAAAUCAAACAAGCAAUAAAAAGUUUACUUAAAUUGAAUGGAAAAUAUUCAUAAAAAAAUGCUUAGAAAAUCCUCAUGUAAAAAAUUGUUAAGAAAAAGAAAUUACCGCACUUGCAGAAUGUUUACUUGAUGUAGAAAAGCUUUACGAUAGAAAAAUAAUUUUUAAGGAUUUUUUCAAAAAGUUUAUUUGCUAUUUAAAAAACGGAAUCAUUAAUAAAGUUAACUAAAAUAAUAUGAUUUAUCUUCUUAAAAUUCUGGAAAAAAUACUAGAUAUUUCACCAAACUACAAAGGGUUAGGAGAAAUGCAAAACCUCUUUGAUUAAUUAGAGGCCACUAAAAUGUUUUUAGAAUUAAUUUCUGAUAUAAAAGAGAAUCCUUUUGAUGAUAAUCUGUUUAUUUAAUUACUUUCGUUUAUGAUUAAGUUGAUUGAAGGAGGAAACUAGAAAGUUUAGAAUACUAUUUAUAAUUAUUUUAUAAAUCAUUAAAAAAGUGAGGAUUUAUUUAAUAAAUUUUUUACAAUUCUUACAGAUUAAAUUAAUAAUAUCAAUAAAAGCUUUGAAUUAAAAAAUUUUGACUUUAUUUCUAUGGAUUCAGUUAAUAAUGAAUAAGAGGAAUUUCAGAACUUAGUUCUUAAUACUAUGGAAAAAAGUACUAACAUAUAGGAAAUAUAGGAAAAAAAUAAUAAGGAGUAGGAAGAAAAUUAUUCAUAAUCAUCAGUAUUAGUUGUUUAUUUAUUAAGGCUAUUGUAACUUCUGUGUGAAGGACAUAAUCUGUAAUUAUAAAAUUAUUUAAGGUAUUAAGUCAAUAAUAGAAAUUCUUAUGAUAUCAUUACUAUUAUUGUAGAUGUAAAAUUUAUUUUUUUUAAUUUAGGAAAAAAAAAAAAAAAAAAUAUUUAAUCAUAUUAAAAGUUAUUUGAGUAAUUUGUAAAUAAACUAAAUAAAAGAAAUUUUCAAAAUACUAUAAAAUGUAUAGAUACUUUAACUGAGUUUGUAUAAGGUCCUUGUUAUUUAAAUUAAGAAAAAAUUAUUGAUUCUAAAUUUCUAGAAAUUGCUUAGUUUAUUUUAAAUAAAUAAAUCAAAAAGAAGUUUAUUAAAAAAUAAGAUUAAGAUAUUUAAAGAUGGUAAUUAGAAAAACUUAAAUACAAAAUUAUGAUUUUGGUUGCUGGAUGUUUAGAAUUAAAUUCAAAUACUUUAGUUAUUAAAAGAGUUAUGAGGAGCCUUCCUUUAUAAACUUUAAAAAAAAUUUAGCUAAUAUAUACAGAAGAUAUAAAAAAUUAUAUGGGGAUCAAUAUACAAUGA
Molecule: messenger RNA, 7179 nt
Organism: Ichthyophthirius multifiliis
Lineage: Eukaryota; Ciliophora; Oligohymenophorea; Hymenostomatida
Product: MIR domain protein
Exons: 4
Biological process (GO): calcium ion transport
Source: RefSeq, a predicted model, not a curated record